Molecule: messenger RNA, 1895 nt
Organism: Pectinophora gossypiella (pink bollworm)
Lineage: Eukaryota; Metazoa; Arthropoda; Insecta; Lepidoptera; Gelechiidae
Product: fibroin heavy chain-like
Exons: 3
Coding region: 187-1809 (540 amino acids)
Source: RefSeq, a predicted model, not a curated record
AAGGAAAUACCACUGACACAAUGGAUAUGCUUGGAAUAAUAAUCAGCUGAUUUUUACGACCAAUGCAAUAUAAGUACCUAGAAACAUAAUAGGUGAAGUUCACGGGUUUUGGGUCAGUCGUGCGGAUUGGUGCGCGGGAGUGGUGGCAACCAGUGGCUAGCGAUUCAACUAUAUAAGCUCGGAGAAAUGCUCUCACUGCAUCCAUUGAUCCGCGUCGCUCUCAUACAUUCACUCACCUGCAAAAUGGCAGCCAAAUUCGUUGUCGCUGCGGCGGUACUCGCCCUCGCCCAGUGCAACCCCGUCCUUAUAAACGGAGUACUAUUCCGUGAUGGACGCGGCUUCUCUAUCGGGCAAGCAUACAGCAGCAACAUGGGUGGGCUCAGCCAGGCAUCAGGCUCUGCCUCCAGUAACGGCGGUGUGGCUCAGGGAGUGGCGCAGGCCUACAACAAUGACGUCCUCCUCGCCUACCCCGUACAACCCAUCGCCCAGACCUAUGAAGUCCCCGCUCUCCCCACCUACGGCUCCGCUAAGGCCACCGCUCAGGCCCAGAACGGGCCCUACUACCCCGUGCCCGCCCCUGAGACGGUCAUCGCCUACCAACAGAACUUUGAAGUCCCUGCCGAGAUCAGCUACGAGAUCCCCGCUCAGGGCCCCGUCUCCGCGCAGUCCUCUGCCAUCAUGAAUGGCGGCUCUGACUCCUCCAUCUCAUCCGCCAUCACCAACGGUGCCGGCGCGGCUCAGUCCUCCGCCCAGACUCAGAGAGGUGUCGGCAGCUACGGCCUCACCGCCUCCAACGCCAAGACUUCCGGCUCCGGCUUCGGCUCCGCUGCGUCCAACGCCAACACUGGCUACGGCUCCGCCAUCACCGCCGCCAGGACACAGGGAAUGGGUGGUUUCGGCUCUGCCUCGUCCCAGGCUCAAGGAGCACUUGGUGCUGCCCAGACCACAGCCCAGACCCAGACUACCGGUGAUUACGGUUCUGCCUCCUCCCUCGCUAACACCAACGCCGAAGACGCAGCCAUCGUCGCCGCCAAGACCCAAGGCUACGGAGCCGGUUACGGAUCUGCUUCCUCCAAUGCCAACGUGAAUGGGCAGUACGGCAACGCCGCGUCCUCGGCCAAGACCUCCAACCAGAAGACUAUCAGCUGGCGUUUCGGAACCCUAUAUGACUCCCCUGCCGGUGCCCUUGCUCAGGCCAACACUCAGUCCGGCUUCGGUGCGGCUAAGUCUACCGCUCAGACAUACGACGCUGGUUAUGGCUCCGCCCUGUCUACCGCUAACACUUACGGCGCUGACCUCGGAUCUGCCAACGCCAACGCUAACGUCAACGGCGGCGCCGGAUCUGCCAUCUCCGCUGCUAGAACCCAGGGUGCUGGCUACGGUUCUGCCAACUCUGCCGCCAACACCCAGGGCUACGGCUCCGCCCAGUCUCUGGCCAACACCAACUCUGGAUUCGGUUCCGCCAAGUCCGCUGCCAACACUCACGGCGCUGGUUAUGGAUCUGCCAACGCCAACGCUGACGUCAACGGUGCCGGUUACGGCUCUGCCAAGUCUGCCGCUAACACUGGUAUGGGAUACGGCUCUGCCCUGGCAAACACCAACUCUGGUUUCGGUGUAGCCAAAUCCAACGCUGUCAGCCAAGGAUCCCUGUAUGGUGGCAGGACCUCCGCUGACGCUCAGACCUCCGGCCUCGGAUCCGCAUCGUCGUCUGCGAAGAGCCAGGGUCUGUCCGCUGGCUACAGGGUGGCAAACUCCGCCGCCAACACCCACGGCUUCGGCGCCGCUCACGCCAACGCCGCCAGCGCGUAAAAAUCUAACCGGUUCUCAUCACCGGCAAGCAUCCACAUCAAGACGACUUCCGACGAAUCCGAAAACUUGUCUUGAUGUAUUUGCAU